Molecule: messenger RNA, 354 nt
Organism: Adineta ricciae
Lineage: Eukaryota; Metazoa; Rotifera; Eurotatoria; Adinetida; Adinetidae
Source: the annotation of a GenBank genome assembly
AUGAUCAAGAAAUUCGUUAUACUGUUAUCUCUGGUUUUACUAUUCGUUAUGUACACUUGUGGUCAUAAUACAUCUGCUAUCAUUUCGUGCCAGCGUUGGGCUCGUGUUUACGAUUGUCCGUCAUACAAUUGCGCUCUGUUGAGUGUUGUCCAUGGGGACCGUGACUACUCAGGUGAAUGUUACGUGUUAAGAAAGCCCAGUAAAAACGCACCGAAGAGCAGUCUGCGCUGGUAUAAACUUAUUUUACGAAAUCAUCAACGUGGUUUCGGAUCAUCGGGACCACGAUUUUUUAGUCCCGGUCCCGGUUCCGGUCCCAUCGGGACUGAGACUGGUCUCGAUGAUCUCUAUCAAUGA